Molecule: messenger RNA, 3979 nt
Organism: Schizosaccharomyces japonicus yFS275
Lineage: Eukaryota; Fungi; Ascomycota; Schizosaccharomycetes; Schizosaccharomycetales; Schizosaccharomycetaceae
Product: coatomer alpha subunit
Exons: 3
Coding region: 91-3714 (1207 amino acids)
Biological process (GO): intracellular protein transport; retrograde vesicle-mediated transport, Golgi to endoplasmic reticulum; endoplasmic reticulum to Golgi vesicle-mediated transport
Cellular component (GO): cytoplasm; COPI vesicle coat; Golgi membrane
Molecular function (GO): structural molecule activity; ubiquitin binding
Source: RefSeq, a predicted model, not a curated record
CUCGUGGACGCAACCUCAACCACACACAACGAAGUACCGGUAGAGUGGAUUCGCAACUGAACCUCACUUUUGCCUAACAAAUCUGUCAAAAUGCAGAUGCUAACAAAGUUUGAGUCCAAGUCCUCUCGGGCCAAGGGCAUCGCAUUUCAUCCGACUCAGCCAUGGCUUUUGACCUCUCUGCACAAUGGUACAAUCCAACUGUGGGACUACAGAAUGGGAACGCUUUUGGAGCGGUUCGACGGACAUGACGGACCUGUCCGUGGAAUUGCUUUCCAUCCCACUCAACCUCUUUUCGUAUCUGGUGGUGACGACUAUAAAGUUAAUGUUUGGAAUUACAAGACGAAGAAGCUUCUCUUCUCGCUAUGUGGUCACAUGGACUAUGUCCGUGUUUGUACAUUUCACCACGAGUACCCUUGGAUUCUGUCGUGUUCUGAUGACCAGACAAUUCGUAUCUGGAACUGGCAGUCUCGUAACUGUAUCGCUAUUUUGACGGGUCACUCGCAUUAUGUUAUGUGUGCAGCCUUCCACCCUAAGGAGGACCUUAUUGUGAGUGCCAGUUUAGAUCAAACUGUCCGUGUUUGGGACAUUAGCGGUCUGAGAAAGAAGCAUGCUACUCCUAUCAGUUUAUCACUGGAAGACCAGCUCACCCAGUCUCACAGCUCCAUCUCCAACGACCUGUUUGGCAGCACGGAUGCAGUUGUUAAGUUUGUGCUUGAAGGACACGACCGUGGUGUCAACUGGUGCGCUUUUCACCCUACCUUGCCUUUAAUUAUUUCUGCCGGCGAUGACCGUCUUGUGAAGCUUUGGCGGAUGACUGCCUCAAAAGCCUGGCAAGUGGACACGUGCCGCGGCCAUUACAACAACGUUUCUUGCUGUAUCUUCCACCCCUACCAAGAUUUAAUCCUUUCGGUGAGCGAAGAUAAAACGCUUCGUGUGUGGGACUUGAAUAGACGUGUGGCCGUGAAGACGUUCCGCCGCGAGAAUGACCGUUUCUGGUUCAUCACUUGCCAUCCCAAGCUUAAUCUCUUUGCUACGGGCCAUGAUAGCGGUGUCAUGGUUUUCAAGCUUGAGCGCGAGCGUCCGGCUUAUGCACUUAACAUCAACACUCUCUUUUAUGUUAACAAGGAAAAGUCCAUUGUUUCUUAUGAUUUAAUGCGCGGCACAUCGAAUGCCCUCGAUUCCGUCAAGGAGUUGGGCAGUUCCUGGAUUCCUCCCCGUACCCUCUCUUACAAUCCCGCUGAAAAGCUUGCUCUCGUUACGUCUACCGCCGAUGAAGGUACUUACGAGCUUGUCGGUCUCUCUAAUCGAAACAAAUCCGACACCAACAUCCGCGAUAAGGGUGACAAUGCAAUUUUUGUCGCUCGGAACCGGUUUGUUGUGUUUAAAAAGGAGGAGAGUGUUCUUGAAUUGAAAGAUCUUUCGAACAAAACGACAAAGGUGCUUCAAGUCGACAGUAUCAAGCCCAAUGACAUUUGCUAUGCUGGUGUCGGCAACAUUUUACUGUUUUCUGAGAAUCAUGUCUGCUUGUAUGACCUCCAACGUGCCAAGAUUACCAAUUCCCUCAAAUUUCGCAAGGUCAAGUAUGCUGCGUGGUCUCACGACAACUCUCAGAUUGCCUUGCUCUCAAAGCAUUACAUUAAAAUUGUGACGAAGGAUCUGAAGGAGGUUACUACGAUUCAUGAGACAAUUCGCAUCAAAAGUGCCAUCUGGCAAGACAACAAUAUUUUGCUGUAUACCACUUUAGACCACCUCAAAUUCGCUCUCCUUUCAGGCGAUACUGGUAUCAUCCAAACUUUAGAGUCAACAGUUUACUUGACUAAGGUGAAGGGCUCAACUGUGUACGCACUUACUCGUAGUGCUGAACCCAUUACGCUUGAGAUUGAUCCUACAGAGUAUUUGUUUAAGCUUGCUUUGUUGAAGAAAGACUACGAAAAGGUUUUGCAGCUUUUCCAGACCUCUGAUCUCAUCGGUCAGUCUAUCAUUUCCUACCUUCAAAAGAAGGGCUACCCCGAAAUUGCUUUGCAAUUCGUUGAAGACCCUUCCACUCGUUUUGAGCUUGCACUCGAGUGUGGAAAUAUGAGCGUUGCUCUUGAUCUUGCUCGAACCAUUGACCGUCCGGAGGUGUGGAGCCGUUUAGCCUCGGAAAGUUUGAACUAUGGAAAUCACAGAAUUGCAGAGGUUGCCUAUCAGAAGUUGCGUAAUUUUGAGCGUCUUUCCUUUUUGUACCUCACUACAGGCAACCAAGACAAGCUUCAAAAAAUGGCAGCCAUCGCAGAGAAGCGUGGUGAUUAUUUGAGCACAUUCCACAAUUCUCUGUAUACUAACGAUGCCGAGCAACGUGUUCGACUGCUCGUACAAUGCAACAUGAAGCCUCUUGCUUAUCUUACUGCUAAAUCUAAUGGUUUGGAGGAGAUCGCUAACGAAAUUCUUGCCGAAACUGAUAUGACUGAAGACAAAAUUAAGAUGCCCACUCUGGGCGCACGUUUCACUACACCAACCGUUGUUAAAUCCACGUUUGAGGAGAACUGGCCUUUGAAAAGUAGCUCAGAGGCCACUUUUGAAAGGCUUCUGCAAGAGAAAAUGGAGCAACUCAUCAUCCAAGAACCCAUGGACAUGGUCACUGCUGGAGAGUCAGAGGAUGAGUUUCAAGACACAGAACAAGCUCUUUCCGAUGACGAAGAGGCUGAAGCACUUGAGCAGGAUGAGGAACAAGCUGAGGAUGGUUGGGAAGUCGAAGACAUUCCUUUGGAUGAAGAGCUUGUUGCCAUCACUGCUGAUGACGCUUCUGCUGUCAAUCUUGAGGAGGUGGAUUUGUGGAAACGCAACUCCCCUCUGGCAGCUGAUCAUAUUGCUGCUGGUGAUUUUGAGGGUGCAAUGAAGGCUUUGAACCAACAAGUUGGUGCCGUCAAUUUUGCACCAUUAAAGGACCGCUUUUUGGAAAUCUUCCAAGCGGCUCGUGUGUAUGCUCCUAUGUUUGACACUUUGGAACCCCUCACUGUUUAUCUGAGACGAAACAAGGAAAGUGAGUUUGAUCGUUUGAAGACGCUGCCAUUCAUUGCUCGCAAUUACUCCUCUUGUGAGGCUAAUGAGCUCAGCGAUGCUUACCGUCUGUUUAAGGAGAACAAAAUUACUGAAGCUCGUGAGCUGUUUAUUAAGCUUAUUCACAUUUUGAUCUUGACUGUUGCUGAGGACAAGGAAGAGGCUGAGAACCUUUCAACCCUUAUCGACGAGUGCCGCAGUUAUGUCGUCGCUUUGUCUUGUGAAUUGGCUCGUCGUGAGAUGAAGGAUGAGGACGCAAAACGUGCUCUGGAACUUAGCGUUCUGUUUGCCGCUGCCAAUAUGCAGCCCGUGCAUUCAACCAUUGCACUCAGAUUAGCCAUUAACUUGGCUCACAAGCAGAAAAAUUUCAAGACUGCCGCGUUCUUGGGCAAGAGACUUCUGGAAAUCACAUCGUCUGAGUCCGCAAAACAAGCUGCCAAUCGUGCUAUUUUGCUCGGUGAUAGAAACCCACAUGAUGAAGUUGAGCUUGAUAUCGACUUCAACUCGGAAAUAUAUGCUUGCGCUGCUAGCUUGUCUAUUUUGUAUCCUUCUUCCUCGCAAGUGACCUGCCCCCUUUGCGGAGCUGCUUACCUUCCCAAAUAUGCAGGACAAUUGUGUUGUGUGUGCAAGGUCUCUAAUGUUGGUGCAACUGCUCGGGGACGUCGUUUCUUCUAAUUCAAGUUAUGUCGCCAUAUGAACUCAUCCUGGUCUUUAUUCUCCGUUAGAGGUCGAAAUACGAUUUACCCUACGUAGACGUACACUCUUGCUGAGUGCUCUUGUUUACAACCCUCAAAAACAUUUUCAUGAAGUUUCAUGUACAAUUCGUCGCUUGUUGACCUUUGAUUUCCGGUACAGAAGAACUUAAUAAUAAUUGAAUCACUGAUUGCAACUAUACUAAAGAGAGACUUAUUUAUACAGAAUGUAGUCAAAAGUGGUAAAC